Messenger RNA from Osmia bicornis bicornis, 724 nucleotides. RefSeq names its product peptidyl-tRNA hydrolase 2, mitochondrial-like. The transcript has 3 exons. The record is from RefSeq and is a predicted model, not a curated record. The coding region runs from base 92 to 634 and encodes 180 amino acids. NCBI's taxonomy places the organism in Eukaryota, Metazoa, Arthropoda, Insecta, Hymenoptera, Megachilidae. Gene Ontology annotation, cellular component: mitochondrion; cytosol. Gene Ontology annotation, molecular function: peptidyl-tRNA hydrolase activity.
GCUAGCGGCAGGCAGCGCAAGGCAGCGUUGGGCAGCGGCAGGUUGCUUCAAAGUUUUCCUCUGUAUCAAUAGUAUUUUGCACGAGAAAAUUAUGAGUUCUCAUAAAAUGACUGUGUCUGAAAUACUUUUAGAAAGUUUUGACAGUUUUUCAGAUGCAACAGUCGGUUUUGUUAUUGCAGCAGUACUAGGUUAUUGUUUAUAUAAAAUAACAACAUUGCGAGAUUUAAAGGCUUUUAAUGAUUCUAAUAAAUCUUCAGAUAACAUAGUGUACACAGAUGAAUAUGAUAAUUACAAGCUUAUUUUAGUAAUUAGAACUGACUUAAAGAUGGGUAAAGGAAAAGUAGCAGCACAAUGUGCUCAUGCCGCUGUUGCAGCUUAUAAAGCAGCCAAAAAGUAUCCCAAAAUCCUUCAAGCUUGGGAAGAAUGUGGGCAAGCUAAAAUUACUGUCAAAGUGGACAGUGAAGAGGCACUAAAAGAAGUAGCAAAGCAAGCUAGGGCUGUUGGACUUUUAGCAAAUACAAUACAAGAUGCUGGACGCACACAAAUAGAACCAGGAAGCAAAACAGUGUGCGCAGUUGGUCCAGGACCAGCCCCAUUGAUAGAUGAAGUAACUGGACACUUAAAAUUGUUCUAAUGUUUUGACUGAUUUUAUUACUAUAAAUAUAUUUUUUAUUUAUGUAGUAAAAAAAUAAAUACACUGUUAUUGUUCUUUUUAAUGAUAUAA